AUGGCUACAGAAAUUAUUACCGAGAAAAAGGAAAUUGUUGCAAGGACAAGGUCUUCUGGUAUCACCUUCAAUCCUCCUGUAACUCAUGAUAUGGUUAGAUCUUUAUUUGAUCCAACCAUUAAAAAAUCAUUUUUAGAAUGCUGUAUCACUUUAACCAUUCUAGCUAAUUUUGUAUUAUGCUACUAUUUGAUAAAUUGGUUUGGUUUAUCACAAGCGAAGUUGAUCUUUCUUAUCCAAUAUGUCUACUGGAGAUUGGCUUACAAUCUAGGUAUUGGUAUUAUAUUACACUACCAGUCUCAUUACGAAUCAUUAACUAAGUAUGCAAACCAGAAUAAAUUAUUUAAAAAAGAGAGCGCUAAAACUAACUGGAUUGCAUCCUUUUUUCAAUUCGAAAUUAAAUCUAAGAUGCCAAACGAUUAUAACUUACAUUCUUACCCAGAUGAAUUGAACUGUUGGUUAUUAUUUCGUCAAUUUGUUGACCUAAUUUUAAUGCAAGAUUUUACUACAUAUAUCAUAUAUGUGUAUUUAUCUUUACCAACCGAUGUUUCUUCGUUGAUCAAUUGGAAAUCUUUAAUAGGUAUUGCCAUGAUUCUUUUCAAUAUUUGGGUUAAAAUAGAUGCUCAUAGAGUUGUUAAGGACUAUGCUUGGUAUUGGGGUGAUUUCUUUUUCUUGCAAGAUGCUGAACUGACCUUUGAUGGUGUCUUCAAUAUUUCCCCACAUCCAAUGUAUUCUAUUGGUUACUUGGGUUAUUAUGGGUUAUCUCUAAUCUGUGGUGAUUAUCGUGUUUUAUUAGUUUCUGUUGGUGGUCAUUUCUUACAAUUUUUAUUCUUGAAGUAUGUCGAAUCUCCACAUAUUGAAAGAACUUACGGAUCCGAUUCUCCAUCCAAUUCUACCCAACAUCAGAUAGACGAUUUGAUUGCUAAAGAAAACUAUGAUUAUUCAAGACCUUUAAUUAAUACUGGUAUUUUAUUUGAAAAUUUCCAAUUUUUAAGAUUCAGUGACUAUUUUACUGUAUCCACUAUUUUGGUACUGUUCUCUUGGUUUUUUACUUCAAAACCAUCUAAUAAUUUCCUAUUUGUGCUAACUUUGUUAACUAAAUUAACAACUUGGUUAUUAACAUCAUGGAUUUUAUUCCAGCAAUCCAAUAGAAAAUGGUUUACAAGAUUGUUCUUAAAGAAUGGUUAUACCCAAAUUUAUUCCUAUCAACAGUGGCAAUUCCUAUAUAACUACUCAUUAAUUGUCACCAAUACGUUGCUAUUCCUACAUACAUUGAGUGAAUUAUACUCAAUUCAAUCUUCUGACGGAUUAAACAAUUCCCAUGUAAUUUUUGGUUUACUGUUAUGUGCCAUCCAAAUUUGGUGUAAUGUUGAAACUAGAGAUGCGAUUUCUGAUUUUGGUUGGUUUUAUGGUGAUUUUUUCUUAACAAAUUACAUCACUACUAGAAAAUUGACAUCUCAAGGUAUUUACAGAUAUUUGAACAAUCCGGAAGCUAUUUUAGGUGUUGCUGGUAUUUGGGGUUCUGUAUUAAUGACAAACUUUUCAAAAACAAAUGUGACAUUGGCCGUUUUAUGGACUGUUACAAACUUAAUUUUUGUUAAAUUAAUUGAAGAACCACAUGUUUCAAAAGUUUACGGUAAUGGUACCAGAGUUAGUGGUGUUCAACAAACUUUGCUAGCCUUGAAACCAUUUAGAUGGAUCUCUGAUUUAAUUGAUGAUUGGGGUAAUAAAAUGAUGAAGUCCUUACAUGGUUUUGAUUCUGAUUCUGAUUCUGAAUCAAUUUCUUCAGGUAAGAAGGGUAAUUUGAGUUCAUUGAAAUUGUCAAAAAAAUCUAAACUAAAGAAUAGAGUACAAUCUGAUAAUAAAUUAGCUCCAAACUCUAAAUUUGAAAUUGAAGAUUUAGAAGAUGAAAUAGUUUAUUUGCCAAAUUCUGUUACUAUAAGCUGGAAAUUGCCUAUUUCUAUGUUUAAUGAAAAAGACUGGAUUGGUUUAUAUAACGUUCUAGAAACUGGUAGUGAUCGUACUCAAACUAAAAUCCCAUCUUUGGGUCAUUGGAGUGCAGUUGAUGCUACAGGAUAUCCACAUGAUAGUAUCAAUACCAAUUCUAUUACGGAGUUUAAGAAAGGUUCCAAAAAUGUAUCCGGUAGAGUGACUUUCGAUGCUAAUUUACUGUACUUCAAACCAGGUAUUUAUGAAUUUAGAUACCAUUCUAAAAAUUCGCAUAAGGUUUUAUUGAUUUCUUCGCCAUUCCAAAUAUCAUUCCCAGAAUUUGAUAACGAAGCUCAAGUAGACAUUAAAAAUGAAAUAAUGAAAUUCUUAGAUGCAAUCUCUUGUAUGAAGAAUGAAAAAUACUUCGCUAACGAUAACAAGUAUUUCACAGCAGAUGCAUUCAGUAAUUACAUUAAGGAUUCUUUUGGUAUUGAAUUGUCUACAGAUUACAUUAGAAGAGUUAAUGGUGAUGUUGAAGUUAUCUCUCGUAGGGUUCAUGAUAUUAAGGAAGUGUUGGAUAGUUUAAAUUGA
Molecule: messenger RNA, 2517 nt
Organism: Vanderwaltozyma polyspora DSM 70294
Lineage: Eukaryota; Fungi; Ascomycota; Saccharomycetes; Saccharomycetales; Saccharomycetaceae
Product: PEMT/PEM2 family methyltransferase
Exons: 1
Coding region: 1-2517 (838 amino acids)
Biological process (GO): phosphatidylcholine biosynthetic process
Molecular function (GO): phosphatidylethanolamine N-methyltransferase activity
Source: RefSeq, a predicted model, not a curated record